AUGCCAUCGUACCGCAUGUACUGGCAGACGGCAACCCGCUACGGCCCAAUUGCGACAGUCAUGGGACAUAAGCGAUUUGAUAAUCUGCGUACAUACAUCCACAUGAACGACAAUACCAAUGUGAAGCAAAAGGGUGAGCCUGGAUACGAUCCAUUGUUCAAGGUGCGUCCAGUUCUUGAGAAAGUCUGUGCCAACUGUUUGAAGGUUGAACCAGAAGUAAACCACUCCAUUGAUGAGCAGAUGAUCCCCUUCAAAGGAAAGAUUGGAAUGAAGCAGUAUAUCAAGAACAAGCCGCAUAAAUGGGGAAUCAAGGUCUUUACUCGUGCAGGUGUCACUGGACUAGUCUAUGACUUUGAAGUAUACACUGGAAAAGGGACCGUGACCAAUGAGCGUGGACUUGGUGUUGCCGGUGAAGUUGUGCUUCGUCUCGUAUCAGAAGUUCCAAAAGGACUAAACUACAAGUGCUUCUUCGACAACUGGUUCACUUCCCCUGAACUCAUUGUGGAACUGAAGAAAAUGGGAAUUCUAACAGUUGCUACCAUCAAUCGUAACCGUCUCCGUGGAUGUACCCUCAAGAGUGACAAGGAACUCUCAAAGGCCGGGCGUGGUGCAUAUGAAGUGAAAUACGAAAAGACAAGUGGGAUGUCCAUCGUGAAGUGGUAUGAUAACAAGGCAGUGUUGCUGGCAACAUCCUUCAUUGGCCCUGAACCUGUUGAGAGAUGCAGAAGGUGGUCGAAAGAGAAGAAGGAAUAUGUGGAAGUGGACAGACCCCACAUUGUCAAGGUGUACAACCACAACAUGGGAGGAGUCGACUUAGCAGACAUGUUUGCAGCUCUCUAUCGCAUUGACAUCCGCCCACGACGUUGGUAUCUGCGCAUCUUGUACUAUUUGAUUGACUUAGCACUGGUCAAUGGUUGGCUCCUCUAUCGCCGUCAUCUCACCCAGAAGCAGGAGAAGAAGUAUAUGCCACUUCUUGACUUCCGUGUUCAAGUUGCAGAUGCCCUCAUCAAGGUUGGCAAACAGGCUGACUUGAACAGUAGGAAAAGAGGACGACCGUCAUUGGAAGAUGAUCCAACGUCCCAUCAAGCUGCCCCACCUCCACCUCCACUUCAGAGGAUCUCUGCACCAUCGGUUGAUGUCAGAUUAGACCGAUGCGAUCAUUUCCCCCUCCAUGCUGAGAAACGUGGACGAUGCAGACUGUGCAAGAAUGGCUGCACGCAAAUGGCCUGCCUUAAGUGCAAAGUACUUCUGUGCUUUACAAAAGACAAAAACUGUUUCUUGGAGUACCACACGACAAAGUGA
Molecule: messenger RNA, 1302 nt
Organism: Esox lucius (northern pike)
Lineage: Eukaryota; Metazoa; Chordata; Actinopteri; Esociformes; Esocidae
Product: piggyBac transposable element-derived protein 3
Exons: 1
Coding region: 1-1302 (433 amino acids)
Source: RefSeq, a predicted model, not a curated record